Messenger RNA from Salvelinus namaycush (lake trout), 4013 nucleotides. RefSeq names its product forkhead box protein O3-like. The record is from RefSeq and is a predicted model, not a curated record. Bases 959 to 2959 code for a protein of 666 amino acids. Gene Ontology annotation, cellular component: mitochondrial matrix; nucleus. Gene Ontology annotation, biological process: regulation of transcription by RNA polymerase II. Gene Ontology annotation, molecular function: RNA polymerase II cis-regulatory region sequence-specific DNA binding; DNA-binding transcription factor activity, RNA polymerase II-specific. NCBI's taxonomy places the organism in Eukaryota, Metazoa, Chordata, Actinopteri, Salmoniformes, Salmonidae. The transcript has 3 exons.
GACGGAAUAUGCUAAGCAGAUAGGUUAGUGUUUAUGUGUGCUGCUGGAGAGAUAGGCUACUGUAACUGAGAGUGAGGUGGCGUUUCGUUUUCCAUACCAACUGUGAUGCGUGGUCAGUAGAGGCGACGUUGAAUAGACUGAGAUAUCAUUUUCGGUUAUUCCUUUCCUUUUCGUUUUUCUGUCGACACUGACAACAAACGCAGGUUUCCUGUGUGCAGUCCGGUAGUAAAAAGGACUUGGAUGCGAAAGGGAGUUUGUUCAAAUGGCAGCAAUGACAAUUGGAAUAGAACUAUGCGGGAAUUAAUCGCUGGUGUUGCAGCCAUCUAAUUCACCAUAGCGCGUUUAUCCGUGGCAGCCCUGAACGUAGAGGGGGCUGCACUGUGUCCUGGCCACAGCUUCACUUUCACUGUGGCAAUAGGUGUAUUCAGUUAUUUUGAAUCAGUGCGGGAUUUGAUCUUGAACGUGCAAGGAAGGAACGCGUAACCGCUCAUUGAUGAACGAACACGUGGUACACCGUUUAUAAUUUACUCGUGAACCGAACUGUACACACUAUACUGUUGUUAUUACCAUUGUUCCAGUCGAGGAGAAAUACCAUGAAUAUGCAGCAACCCGUUCUGAACUGUUGCGAUUGUCAAACGUGAAGUAGCCGUGGCUUGCUUUUUGAGCUAAGGAGAAUAGCCAUAGUUUACCAGUUAUGGUGUUAAUACAUUUAUAAUAGUCCACGACAUUCUACGUUUUAAAUCCACUCUGAACAGCACAUUGGUGCUCUUUUUGUAAUACGGAGGAUUUAAUUUAGCAAUUCGCGCGGAGUUUGCAGUGACCCUUGGGGACUGCUGGUCUGGAAUAGCAACAAAGGACGGGGGCGUGCAUUCAUGGAAUGCAACUUUGACAGCUCUCCACUACUUAUCUACUGACUUUAUCAGCGGGCAACGGGGACGAGCUAGUAAUUGAAGGAGAGAUGGCCGAGAUCCCAACUCCCAGCCCUCUCCAUGAGUUGGACGUGGCCAUAGACCCAGACUUCGAGCCACAAAAACGGCCAAGAUCGUGCACCUGGCCGUUGCCCCGACCCGAGUCCAAUGCGGGGAAACCAGAAUGCAACGACACUGACAUUAUACCCGAGGAAGAGGAUGACGAAGAGGAACAACAUGCCACGUCCAUGGCCAUCAACGUCAAUGGCACCAACGUGGGAGCAGACCACCAGAACAGCAACAGCCCUACGGCCGAAGGACUGCUGUCCGGACAGGAGAACGGAGGCUCCCCGCUCUCCUCCCACUCCCCCACGACCACUUCGGGCGCACAUGGCACCAGCGGCCCGGGUCCGCAGACUCCACGGAAGUCUUCGUCGCGCAGGAACGCGUGGGGGAAUCUAUCAUAUGCUGACCUGAUAACCAAAGCCAUAGAGAGCACGCCGGACAAGAGAUUGACUCUGUCUCAGAUUUAUGACUGGAUGGUGAGAUGUGUGCCGUACUUCAAAGACAAAGGUGACAGUAACAGUUCGGCUGGGUGGAAGAACUCCAUCCGGCACAACCUCUCCCUCCACAGUCGUUUCAUCCGUGUCCAGAACGAGGGAACGGGAAAGAGUUCCUGGUGGAUGAUAAACCCGGAGGGAGGGAAGGGCGGGAAGGCCCCCCGGCGCCGUGCUGUCUCAAUGGACAACAGCAACAAGUACACCAAGUCUGCCCGCGGCCGCGCAGCCAAGAAGAAGGCGGCCCUUCAGGCAGUGGUGGCCGGCGAGGGGGGCGGAGACAGCCCCUCAGGGCUUUCCAAGUGGCCGGGCAGCCCCACAUCACGGAGCAGUGAGGAGCUGGACGCCUGGACAGACUUCCGCUCACGCACCAACUCCAACGCCAGCACGCUAAGUGGGCGCCUCUCACCCAUCCUGGCCAACCCAGAGCUGGACGAGGUGCUGGACGAUGACCCGCCACUAUCGCCCAUGCUCUACUCUAGUCCCGGCGAGGCACUGUCGCCUGGGAACACCCCCACGCCCAAUGGGAAGGGACUGCCCACAGAGCUGCCUCGCCUGGCAGACCUGGCAGGCACCAUGAACCUGAACGAGGGGCUGACGGACGACCUGAUGGAUGAGCUGCUGGAUAACAUCACCCUGGCCCCCACCCCAACUGGACCAGCCACUCAGAGAGGAUCCUCCGGGCUCAGCUUUGGCUCCAAGCUUGCCGGACUGGGCUCCUCCUCCCCAACCACCUCUCCCUCUACUCCAUCCCCCUCUAAUGGUGCAGGCGGCAGUGGCUACUGUAACUCCAUCUUUGGUCCCCUCACAGCGGGCUCCUCCCUGCGGCCCGCCCCCAUGCAGACCAUCCAGGAGAACAAGCAGACGUCCUUCUCCUGCAUCUCCCGCUUCGGCAGCCAGACCCUGCAGGAUCUGCUCAACUCAGAGGGCCACAGCCACAGCGACGUCAUGAUGACCCAGUCUGACCCGCUGAUGUCACAGGCCAGCGCCGCCGCUGUUAUCUCCCAGAACUCCAGGCGAGGCUUUGUUCUCCGCAGCGACCCCAUGAUGACCAUUGGGACCACGGCGUUAGGGCAGGGGGUGCUCCUGCACAACCACAACCAGGGGUCCCUGAGGACACUGAACGGGGGUCCGAGCCUGAACAACGAGGCCAACAGCCUGGCCAAUGCCAAGCAGCAGCUCCUGCACUCUCCACUGGGACUUGGAUCGAACGGCUCCUCCAUGAUGCAGAUUGACUCGUCCCUCUUCCUGAACGGGAGCGUUGGUGGAAGCGGUGGGAUCUGCUCGGUAGGCCCCGACCGCUUCCCUACCGACCUGGACCUGGACAUGUUUAACGGGAGCCUGGAGUGUGACAUGGAGUCCAUCAUCAGAAACGAGCUGAUGGACGCAGAUGGCCUGGACUUUAACUUUGACUCCCUGGCCAACCUGAACGGACCCAACCUGGGCAGCUUCACCAGCACCAAGCAGGGACCCCAGAGCUGGGUCCCUGGCUGAGAGAAAGGCCACACCCUAGAGGGGGCAGAGCAGGUACAAACUGUAGAGCAAGAGAAGAUCAGACACAAAGCGUCCUUUUUGCCAAGCCUGCUAUCAGCACAACAUGGAAUAAAUACCCUAUGUUUACACAAGACCUCCUCUAGAGAAAUGUACCUUUUCUCCCACUCUGACGGACCAUGAAUGAUUUGAAGUACACAGACUCACAAGACGUGACCGUCAGAUCCUCAAAGACCCCUGCAAAACAAACAAACAAUCUGAAAUCAUCACAACAAACUCAUCUCAGAAUUAUGCAAUCUUCCUUUGAGAAAACACCAGUCGGACAAAAUCUAUUGUAAAGAUGCAGAGCGAGAGGGGCUGUGUUUUGUUUAUUUGAAGGGUUUUUGGGAAACAAUGACAUUCGGCAAGCAAGGUUGUAGUGUACAAGUAGUUCCUGGGAAAAAAGGACAAAAGAUAAACAAAAACAAAAGUGAAGUGGUGUAAAACCUAAUACAGUGGUUUCUGGGAUGUGUUAUGUUGGAAAAUCUUCCUCUGUUUUCACUCAGUGAUUUUAAAUGUUUAAUGUUUGUUUUUAAAUUCCUGUUUUACCAUCAUCACUGUUUCUGCACCACAGUUGUUUUAUAACAAAAUGAUUGAUGAAAUGAAAGAGAGGAAGGAGACAUAAUAGCGAUAACACACACACGUUACACACACCGAUGAUGUCAUAAACAAUAAUGCCAUGCAUUUCAGGUUGUUGGUGUUUUGUUGCUUUUAUUUUACAUGACUUUGAAUGAUUAGUCACGGUUUUAAAAAGACUUAUAGAAACAAUUAUAAUAAUACAAUUAUCUGAAUACUAUAGAGAGAGAUUGUUAUCGUUUAUUUGUAUCGAACUGUAAAAACAAGAAGAAGAAGUCUGUCAUGGAUCUGUGUACAGUACAGUACAGUACAGGGAAGCUUCAACUUAAAGGAAGAGCCGAGGAGGAGGAGGAGUUUAGACCUUCUUUUCUAGUUAAUGGGUGGGGUAUGUCAACGUGUUGUAGUACAGCAUAUGUAGCUAAAAUAAAUACCUAUGUCCUAG